Messenger RNA from Serpula lacrymans var. lacrymans S7.9, 1077 nucleotides. RefSeq lists its product as uncharacterized. The transcript has 7 exons. Bases 1 to 1077 code for a protein of 358 amino acids. Lineage: Eukaryota; Fungi; Basidiomycota; Agaricomycetes; Boletales; Serpulaceae. The record is from RefSeq and is a predicted model, not a curated record.
AUGUUUUUCCCGGGGUUGCUCUUAGAUCUUCCGGAGGGCACCCCAAUAUUGAAGAUAUUUUCCCCAUUAAUUAGAGUGGGUGCUGGGGAGAGAUCUGAGGAAGGCCCCACGGAGGGCAUGGAGGAAGGACCCGGGGAGCAUUUGGAGGAAUCUGGGGAGCAUUCAGAUGAGUUGGACCCCUCCAGGGAUGGCAAAUUAUCUGAUAAGCCAGUUGACUCACUUGAAAUUGCUGAUGAAAUUACAAUGGGUAACAUGGUGGGUAACAUGGGUAAAUCUGAAGAAAAAGUAUUUCAAGAUGGUGGUGGAGUGAUAUUUGAGAUGAUGGGACAUACCUGGGGAUGGUUCCUGGGCACUUCACUCAGAUAUAACACAUUACACAACACUUUUGACCCCUCCCCAACCAAAAACACCAUCCCAAUGUCUUUCUCCACCCAAGAAAAGAUCUACACAGCCAAUGAGCGCAUUAGGAAGGCCGUUAUGUACUGGCCCAUAGUUCCUGUCCAACACAGGGACCAUUUUUUGGAGAGACUGAGGGAGAAAGUAUUUGGAAGAGUAGAGAAUAAGGGAAGGGCAGUGGAUCCAUCAUUAAUCACCCGGGAUGAUGAGGCAGUGGAGGAAUUGGCCUGGAUUGAGCCCGGGAGACAGACUCCUGAGAGGAGGGAGGCUCUGGACAAUAGUGGUUCUACCUUGUCCUCGUACAUUCUCCACAAUGCCCAUCCAGCCAGUAUGUUCCAAAAGCCCCCCAGCGCCCACCACAGGCAAACAAAAGCGCAAUGUUGCUUGCAUGCCCGUGAUUUCAUCAAAGAAGGCAAAGAGGGCAGCUCUGUCCUGGUGCUCCCCAUAUCUACCCCCUUUUCCUGGGCCCUCAAGGCUAUCUUGCCCCCCACACACCCACCCUGGCCCUGGGAUUUCUGGUGGUCAGUGCCCAGACCCCGUAGCACCUCCAACCAGCAAGGAAAAGGGAAAGGUGGUGGUAGAGAUUACCAGGGGUGUAGAAGAUCUGCAGAGAAAGAGCAUGGAGGAGGGGUGCAAGUGGUGCAGGCUGGACAAGUUUGCCUGCACCAUAAGCAAAAGUAG